AUGAUAUAUCUUUACGUUGUAGUGUGCAAUAUUUUAUUCCUUCCGGUUAUUUUAUGUAAUGAUAUCACAGUGACUAAAUCGAAAGUAAUAAAUAAUACGCCACCUGUUUCUCUACUGCCUAAUGAAACGCAAGUACCUAGUGAAGGUGGUUCGAUAUCGCCCGAUAAAUUAGCAAUUGCAUUACCUAAAAACAACGAUAACAUACCAAGUUUAGACAAGGAGACAGGCAAAAGUAAAAUCGUUGCACGAAAAGGGGCCGGGAAUUACACGGAUGAAAUAACGAAUUCCUCUGAAAAACCAAUAUUAUCUCUGAGUGAAAAUGUAUCACUUAAAGCCAAUACAUCUAUUGCAAAUUCUAACACUACAAAUGAGCAGUCAACAACCACUAUAAAAAACAUAACUUUGCAAAUGGAUAAUAGCUCUGUGGUGAACAAAAGCACUGUGAAUAAUAGUUCUGAAAAUGCCAAUAACACUGUUCAGUUACCAAAAAAGCCACUGAUAUUGAAUGCUGACCUGCUAGAAAAUGCACAAUCGGAAAUUAAGUCUUCUCCUGCAACUAUAGUUAAUAGCCAAAUACAAUCACCUAAUAAUAAAGUUAAAACAUAUAUAAGUAGUGCAAAUAAUCAUCCUGGGAUGGUUAUGCCCAUUGUGAUAACCAUUUUACUAGUUCCUAUGUUUGCAGUACUUGGCUACAUGGCCUUGCGGCGAGGUCAAGAAGCUUGGAAGAACAGACAUUAUAAACGAAUGGACUUUUUACUUGAUGGCAUGUACAAUGAUUAA
Molecule: messenger RNA, 780 nt
Organism: Arctia plantaginis
Lineage: Eukaryota; Metazoa; Arthropoda; Insecta; Lepidoptera; Erebidae
Source: the annotation of a GenBank genome assembly